This is a messenger RNA of Calidris pugnax (ruff), 1455 nucleotides long. RefSeq names its product ADP ribosylation factor like GTPase 6 interacting protein 4 (gene ARL6IP4). Lineage: Eukaryota; Metazoa; Chordata; Aves; Charadriiformes; Scolopacidae. The record is from RefSeq and is a predicted model, not a curated record. Bases 281 to 1072 code for a protein of 263 amino acids. The transcript has 6 exons.
CGUAGUAUUUGUGUGCGGGGCCAGAAUUAUCAACGGAACCAGUCGUCAAAUCUCUUUCAGCAGAAAACCUUUGCGUUUCCCAUCUGCGCCUGAUUUUGGCCCAAAAAUUUAACCCCGGGGGACCCGGAACCAAAGAGCUGAGCGCGGAACCAAAGAGCGCGGCUCGGUUGCCGGCCGGCCCCGCGCGCGGCGGCCGGAAGCGACGGGAGGUGGGCGCGGAGGAGGCGGCGGCGGCGGGAGCCCCGCUCGGGGCCGGGCCUGGCCGCGGGGCUGAUGCAGGAUGGCCCACAGCCAGUCUCGGAAGCGAUCGCGAAGCAGGAGCAAAAGCAAUUCUCGGAGCAGACAGGAGAGGAAGGAGAAGAAAAGGAGGAAAAGCAGCAAGGACUCGCACCGGGACAGCAGCUCUCCUCCCAGGAAGCAGACCUCUGGGUCUCACAGACACAAGUCGAGCUCAGCAGCAGCUAAGGAAGAAAAGAAGAAGGAAGGAAAGGACAAAAAGAAGAAGGAAAGAAAGGACAAAAAGAAGAGGAAGGCAAGUACCUCUUCCUCUGAGACAGCAUCUUCAUCCACCAGUUCCUCCUCGUCUUCCUCUUCCUCCAGCUCCUCUUCUGAUGACUCCAGUGACAGUGACUCCAAAACGAAGAAGAGUCGACACAGCAAAAAAAAGCGAGUGAAACAGAAGGACAAAAAGAAGAAGAAGAAAAUAAAGAAGAAAUCAAAGAAGAAGUCAAAGGAAAAGGCUAAGGAGGAGAAAGCCAAAGGAGAAGCGAUGCCUGGCCCCUCGCUGGAGCAGUGGCAGAAGGAAUCGCUGGUGGACUCUGGACCAGUUUUAACAGAUGAACAAAAAUCUCGAAUCCAGGCUAUGAAGCCAAUGACGAAGGAAGAAUGGGACGCGAGGCAGAGUGUCAUAAGGAGAGUCGUGGAUCCCGAAACUGGGAGAACCAGGCUUAUUAAGGGAGAUGGAGAAGUACUAGAAGAAAUCGUCAGCAAAGAGAGACACAAGGAGAUUAAUAAGCAAGCCACCCGAGGGGACGGGCUGGCCUUCCAGGUGAGGACGGGGAUGCUGCAGUGAGUCCCAGCUGUGCCAGAAGCCUGUCCUGCUGUCAGCAGCAGCCCAGAUGUGAGCCUCUGUCUCUGGACCACACAGCACCGCGUCAGGAUGCCUCCCCAGGGGCAGUUUCCAGCUGUUCUGUAAGUUACCAACUGGGAAAGAGAGUGACAUUAAUGGUUCAUCUCCCAGUAAACAGCUUCUCCCCUCCCUCCCCUGACUGGGGCCAGCAUGGCUGUAAUGCACGUGGCCCUGCUUACCCCACUGCCCCUUCCAGGGCUGGAGGAGCUCAGCAGCACCCGGGGAGAGGCUCCCUGGCCCUGAGCACCAAGAGGUGCUGCUGCCCCUCAGCUCUGGGCUGCAGUGGGUAGAAGCCAACACUGUGGCCAGGCCAGGGUAUGCAGCUG